UAUUGGUAGCAAAACUUGUCAUAUCAUGCAUGUGACGAUUUGCCCUAUUAUCUUCAUUUUAAUAGUGCUUUCUUUAGUCAUUGAUGCAAUUUCAGGCAAAGCACGAUAUAUUUUAUAAACGUUUAGUGUUAAACGAUAUAUUUUUCAAUAGUUUUUUAAACAAAAUGAACAAUGAAACGGUCGUGUUACAUGAAGGAAAGGGCAGGCGGAAAAAUAGAAAUAAAAGUUCCUGGAGUAAAGAAAAAGCCAAGGUUGAGAGGAGAAAAUCAAAAGGUCUACCAAAAAAACCAACAUGCCAGCAUAAAAAAAAAAUUAAAAUGCAACGAGAUACCUAUGCAGGAUAUAAGGCGCUUUCACCAAUCCUUUUACUCUCAUGAAGAUAAAAUUUCCCACGACAAUUUCAUAUUAAAAUACACUUCUCAAGUAGCACCAAAACGUAGACGCCCUAGCGCAAAGGGUGGUUCUCAAAAGGCAGUAACUAUAACGUAUCACAUAAAAACCAGAUGUCAAGGUGUAGUGCAGAUUUGUGGCAAUGCGUUUUUAGCUAUUCUUGGAAUAUCUAAAUUUAGAGUGCAAAAUAUUUGUAAGCAACAUCACUUAACUGGACAAAGUGCCAAAGAAAAUCGUGGGGGUGAUACCAAGUCAGCAAAAUAUUUGGAAAGAAAGAAUGAAGUUAGAAAAUUUAUCCAAUCCCUAAAAUGCGUCCAAUCUCAUUAUACACGCGGGCAAAGUCUUAGGCAAUACUUCCCUAGUGACUGUUCUGUUCGUAAAUUAUGGAACUCAUAUAACAACAAAAUUGAGGCACACAAUCAAGUAAAAUAUCAUUUUUUUUGGGAUAUUUUUAUGAAUGAUUUUAAUAUUAGUUUCAAGACACCAGCUACAGAUGCUUGCUCCGAGUGUAUAAGACUUAAAUCAAACAUUCAAAUUCUUAAGGGCCAAGAAAAAGCUGGAUCAAUGGCAAAAUACACUGUCCAUAAAAUGAAAGCAAAGGCAUUUUAUGAAAUACUUAGGGAGGAAAAUCCAGCAACUUUCAAAUUUUCAUUUGACUGCCAAAAAAAUCUAAUAUUGCCAAAAGUCCCCGAUCAAAUUGCCUAAUAUUCUCGGCAAUUAUACCAAUAUAAUAUGACGAUAUGCGAAGGGCAUUCAAAGAAUGUACAAAAUAAAGAAACCGUCAACAUUUUCACUUGGUUAGAAAGUGAACGCCUGAAAGGGUCGAACGAAAUAUCCUCCAUAGUCUUUCACUUCCUUUGCAGUAAAAAUUUAGACAGUUAUAAAUCCAUACAGAUUUUUUCAGAUGGUUGUCCAGGCCAAAACAAAAACAUGACAAUGGUUGGUAUGUUGGCCAAAUGGCUUAAAGAAAAGUCUCCUAAAAAUAUUCAGUCUCUAGAGUUCAUAUUUCCAAUCGUAGGCCAUUCUUAUAUACCGCCAGAUAGAGUCUUCGGGAGAUUAGAAAAAAGACCUUAAAAGGAAGGAUACCAUAAUUGAUCCCCAUGAGUAUAUAAACAUAUUUUCUAAAUACGGAAAAGUAAAAAUACUUGGUAAAGACGUGCCUGUUUUUGAUUUUAAAACAUGUGUAGCUGAAAAUAUUAAAGCACCUGGUCAGUUACAUUUCCAGUUUGCGCCAGCAAAAAGAUUAAAAUUGAUAAAAGAUAAAAACACUAUUUUACUUAAAGGGGAAACAACAUACAAAAGUGAUUUAGGUGUCUUUAAACCAUUCCUCAAAAAAGGAAAAAAUUUCCAUUUUAAGCCUGAAUUGCUUCCACUGAAGGUCCCGGUAAAAAAGGAGAAACUAGAAGAUGUCAAUAAACUUCUCAAACAGCAUUUUGGACCAAAUUGGAUGGAGCUUAGUGAAUUGGACUUCUACAAGAACCUUCUAUCCAGACCAGACAAAGACGAGAUUCAAGAAGAAAUGGAAGAAAUUCAGGAUAUUCCAACAGAAUUAAGUGAUGAAUUGACCGUAUGAUUUAACCAACUUUAAUUUGUUUAAGAUACUGUCU
Molecule: messenger RNA, 1997 nt
Organism: Sitophilus oryzae (rice weevil)
Lineage: Eukaryota; Metazoa; Arthropoda; Insecta; Coleoptera; Curculionidae
Exons: 2
Coding region: 172-1095 (307 amino acids)
Source: RefSeq, a predicted model, not a curated record